Dovyalis caffra is the source of this 2235-nucleotide messenger RNA. The record is from the annotation of a GenBank genome assembly. Lineage: Eukaryota; Viridiplantae; Streptophyta; Magnoliopsida; Malpighiales; Salicaceae.
AUGGAUCAACGCUUAGCAAGUUUAUAUGGUUCUGUAAAUGGAUUGAAACUUAGCAAUGAAAACCAAUCUGUUUUAUUGGAUCAGAAUCUUGUUAAUGUGUUCAAGUCGGAAAACAAUCGUGUAAACCAAAACUAUGUAAAUAGUCCUCCUCUGCUGCCUGAUUCAACACUAAGUAAUUCAGCCGUGUCUCCAAGCAUGAGUCAAGAGGGAGAUUCUCAUGAAGAUUUUGAUUUCAGUGAUGUGGUUCUGAAAUAUAUUAGCGAGAUGCUUAUGGAAGAGGAAAUGGAAGAGAAGACAUGUAUGUUUCAAGAAUCUUCAGCAGCACUUCUUGCUGCGGAGAAAUCGUUGUAUGAGCUUAUUGGGGAGAAGUAUCCUUCUUCACCCAACGACCCAGUGCUAUGUUUUGAUCGAAGGCGUGAAAGCCCAGAUGAAAAUCGUGAAUUGAGUAGCAGUAAUUGUACAAGCGGUACAAGCAGCUGUAGUGGCGGAAACUUGGUUGAUCAUGGGUGGACUUGUGAUCUUGGCGAGUACAAGUUCUCAAGAUGUGCUUCUCAGUCUGCUUCCCAGUCAUCCUAUAGUUCAGGGAACAGCAGUGUUACUGUUGAUGGAUUUGUUGAUUCUCCAGUUGGUCCUAAUAUGGUUGCUGAGAUAAUUAGGGAGAGUGAGUCUGUUAUGCAGUUUAAGAAAGGGUUUGAGGAGGCGAGUAAGUUCAUUCCAAACGGCAAUCUGUUUAUUGAUUUGGAGAGUAGUGGUCUGUUUCUAAAAGACCUGAAGGAAGAUGCCAAGGAUGUGUUAGCUAUGGCAGAGGAGAAGCGGGAGAAUGAGAACUCCACAGAUGGUUUGAGGAGAAAGAAGAAUCCCCAUCCUGAUGAGUUGGCUCUAGAGGGAGGUAGGAGUAACAAGCAGUCUGCAGUUUAUUCUGAAUCAACCGCAAGUCCAGAAGAUUUUGAUAUGGUAUUGCUCAACUGUGGAAGAGAUGAAUCUGCCAUUCGAGCAGCCUUGCAUAACAGGGAAAGCAAGGUUGUGCCGCAGAAUGGACAAGCAAAAGGUUCGAAUGGUGGAAAAGCUCGAGGUAAGAGGCAGGGAGGUAAAAGGAAUGUCGUAGAUUUGAGAACGCUUUUGACCCUUUGUGCACAGGCUGUUGCUGCAGAUGACCGGAGGAGUGCAAAUGACCUGCUGAAGCAAAUCAGACAGAAUGCUCCACCAACAGGGGAUGCGAUGCAGAGACUAGCCAACGUUUUUGCUGAUGGCCUCGAAGCGCGUUUAGCUGGCUCAGGAACCCAGAUUUACAAAGCACUUAUUUCCAAGCCAACAUCAGCUGCUGAUGUUUUGAAAGCUUACCAUAUGUUUCUUGCUGCUUGUCCUUUUAGGAAACUGUCUAAUUUCUUCUCAAAUAAAACAACUAUGAAUAUAGCUGAAAAUGCAACAAGGGUUCACAUUGUUGAUUUCGGCAUCAUGUAUGGUUUCCAAUGGCCCUGCCUUAUUCAGCGUCUCUCAUCCAGACCUGGAGGACCUCCCAAGCUGCGGAUAACUGGGAUUGAUCUCCCAAAUCCAGGUUUCCGACCAGCAGAAAGGGUGGAGGAGACAGGACGCCGCUUAGCAAAUUAUGCAAACACUUUCAAGGUUCCAUUCGAGUUCACUGCUAUAGCACAAAAGUGGGACACCAUACAAAUUGAGGACCUUAAGAUUGAUAGCAACGAGGUGCUUGUCGUUAACUCUCUGUUUAGAUUAAGAAACUUGCUUGAUGAGACUGUGGUGGUGGAGAGUCCUAGAAAUACUGUUCUCAAUUUGAUCAGGAAAAUGAAUCCAGAUGUUUUCAUACAAGGAGUUGUGAAUGGAGCCUACAGUGCUCCAUUCUUUAUCACACGCUUCCGAGAGGCUCUCUUCCACUACUCUACUUUGUUUGAUGUGCUGGAGGCUAAUGUGCCUCGUGAGGUUCCAGAGAGGUUGCUUAUUGAGAGAGAUAUUUUUGGGUGGGAGGCAAUGAAUGUCAUUGCAUGUGAGGGUGCAGAGAGGAUAGAGAGGCCAGAGACAUACAAGCAGUGGCAAAUGCGGAUUCUAAGGGCUGGGUUCAGGCAGCUGCCAUUGAAUCGGGAGAUUUUUAUGACAGCAAAGGAGAGGGUGCAAACUCUCUAUCACAAGGAUUUUGUAAUCGAUGAAGAUAGCCAGUGGUUGCUCCAGGGGUGGAAGGGUCGGAUUGUUUAUGCGCUCUCUUCUUGGAAGCCUGAUUUUUAA